AAAUGAUGCGCGUAAAGAGUAGUGCCACGGCCGCCGAGUGCUGAGCCGCUACCGUUAAUUGAGUUACUAUAAAAUUAUAUAAAAAAGCGCUUUGGCUUUUGCAGCUUUAUUUUUGAACGUCAGCAGAUUAACGGCUGAGGGUUUCAUCAAUCCACUGCUUUACUGAGGAAGAGUGUUUCAAGAUGAACAGCACUGGCUCAUCAUACCCCCUUGCCUCGCUGUAUGUGGGGGACCUUCAUCCUGAUGUCACAGAGGCCAUGCUCUACCAGAAGUUCUCCCCAGCAGGUCCCAUAAUGUCCAUCCGUGUCUGUCGGGACAUUAUCACCCGACGGUCCCUCGGAUACGCCUAUAUCAACUUUCAUCAGCCUGCUGACGCGGAGUGUGCUUUGGACACAAUGAACUACGAGGUCAUCAAAGGUCGACCUAUUAGGAUUAUGUGGUCCCAGCGUGAUCCUAGACUGCGCAAGUCUGGUGUUGGAAACAUCUUUAUUAAGAACAUGGAUGAGUCAAUUGAUAACAAGGCGUUAUUUGAUACCUUUUCUGCUUUUGGAAACAUCCUUUCUUGCAAGGUUGUGUGUGAUGAGAAUGGCUCUAAAGGAUAUGGCUUUGUUCAUUUUGAGACCCAAGAAGCAGCCAAUCGUGCCAUCGAAACCAUGAAUGGAAUGUUGCUCAAUGAUCGGAAAGUCUUAGAGAGAGAUAGACAGUUGACAUCAGGGAAAACAGAACCAGUUUCAUGUUCCCUGGGAAAAAAUGUUUUGAUGUCCACAUUUGGUUUUGUGGGCCACUUCAAGUCCCGAAAAGAUCGGGAGGCGGAGUUUGGGGCUAAGGCCAUGGAGUUCACCAACGUCUAUGUCAAGAACUUUGGGGAAGAUGUGGAUGAUGAGAAGCUGAAGGAAGUGUUCUCUGAAUACGGUAGGACCCUCAGCGUGCGUGUGAUGAUGGAUGAACGGGGUCGGUCUCGUGGAUUUGGCUUUGUGAACUUUGAGAGUCACGAGGAUGCUCAAAAGGCGGUGGAGCAGAUGAAUGGGAAGGAGCUGAGUGGGAGAGUUAUUUAUGUGGGACGAGCCCAGAAGAGGCUGGAACGACAGGGAGAGCUAAAGCGGAAGUUUGAACAGAUGAAACAAGAACGACUUCAUCGUUAUCAGGGUGUCAAUCUGUAUGUCAAGAAUCUGGAUGACAGCAUAGAUGACGAGAGGCUGCGGAAGGAGUUUGCCCCUUAUGGCACCAUCACAAGUGCUAAAGUGAUGAUGGAUGGGGGACACAGCAAAGGCUUUGGCUUCGUGUGCUUCUCGUCCCCUGAGGAGGCCACCAAAGCAGUGACUGAGAUGAACGGCCGCAUUGUCAGCACGAAGCCGCUGUACGUGGCUUUGGCUCAGAGAAAAGAAGAGCGGAAGGCUAUCCUCACCAACCAGUACCUGCAGCGGCUUGCGAGUGUGAGGGCCAUGCCUGGCCCCGUUGGCUCCUACCAGCAGUCUUCUGGAUACUAUGUUUCUGCUAUGCCACAGCCUCAAAGCCGUUCUUUCUAUGCGCCCAACACCAUGAGCCCAAUCCGUGCAGCUCCCCGCUGGGCUGCCCAGCCUCCAAGGCCCCAAGACCCGUAUCUGCCGCAGUUUGUCAGGACUGCCCCUCCUCGUCGAGCUUCUACUCCUAUUAGCACAGUAAAACAGGCCUCAACUCAGGUACCACGAGGCAUAAGCCACUCGCAGAGAGUUGUUAUUGUAAUCCCCUUUAACUAUGAUUUUGAUAAUGGGCAAUUGGCCUCUGUAGCCAACAUUGGCACACAAACUGUUGGGGGCCGUACCUCGAUGUCCGCUGCAGCUGUGCGUGGUGUGAGCCAGUACAAGUAUUCUUCAGGGGUCCGUAACAUGCAGCAGGUCAUAGCCAUGCCAGGCCAGACAACUAUACAACAGGUGGUGGAGCCAGCAGUCCACGUUCAUGGACAGGAGCCCCUCACUGCUUCCAUGCUGGCUGCUGCACCCUUGAUGGAGCAGAAGCAGCUGUUAGGUGAGCGACUGUACCCCCUGAUCCAGGCUCUGCACCCCUCGCUGGCUGGCAAGAUAACAGGCAUGUUGCUGGAGAUUGACAACUCUGAGCUGCUGCACAUGCUUGAGUCCCCGGAAUCCCUUCAUUCAAAGGUGGAUGAAGCAGUGGCUGUUCUCCAAGCUCACCAGGCGAAGGAAAUCUCCCCAAAUAAGUAAUGUGCACUUUGGAUAAACCACAUGAAUGACCAACAUGGAAAAUGAUCAUUGCAGUGUUUUGAUGGAAAUUGCAACGUGGAAGCUUUCCUGAAAGUUUAGAUUUAGGGGGAAUUUGAAGAAAUUUGUAAACACAUUCAUUGCCAGUUCAUUGGGCAAAUGAUGAGAAAUGACUUUAGAAUGUAGUUGAAAAGCCAGCAUACUGUUUGCAGAAAGUGGUUUUGUUUACUUUUGUUUAAAUUGGGGAAUUGAAUUUUCUGUGCAUUAAAAAAAAAUUAAAUGGA
Molecule: messenger RNA, 2479 nt
Organism: Paramormyrops kingsleyae
Lineage: Eukaryota; Metazoa; Chordata; Actinopteri; Osteoglossiformes; Mormyridae
Product: embryonic polyadenylate-binding protein-like
Molecular function (GO): mRNA binding
Source: RefSeq, a predicted model, not a curated record